Caenorhabditis elegans is the source of this 1809-nucleotide messenger RNA. It is a transcript of the gene C18B2.2, whose product is annotated as sulfotransferase family protein. The coding region runs from base 455 to 1525 and encodes 356 amino acids. The record is from RefSeq and is marked reviewed. Lineage: Eukaryota; Metazoa; Nematoda; Chromadorea; Rhabditida; Rhabditidae. Gene Ontology annotation, biological process: chondroitin sulfate proteoglycan biosynthetic process; positive regulation of response to oxidative stress. The transcript has 8 exons. Gene Ontology annotation, molecular function: sulfotransferase activity; chondroitin 4-sulfotransferase activity. Gene Ontology annotation, cellular component: membrane.
UAAAAAAUAUUAUGCACAAAAUUUCCGUCGUUAAAACUUUUUUCCCAAAAUCCGCAGUUUUCAAGUUAUAAUAUUAGGAAAAAUUGGAAAAUCACCCAAAUACAGAAAGCAAAAACAUCAAAUUUGUUGUUCAAAAGUUACACCGAUCGACUUUUGAUCACUACUGUGUGUUCAGGUAUGUUACAUACAUUACUCAUAUUUACUAGAUCUAUACCUGCAUUUCUAGAAUGGAGAACAACUCUACGAUUUUUGUGCGAGAUUAACCGAGAUCGCUUCACGUGGGUGACAGAUUUAUCCGCCCGCAUAUUCAUUCAAAAUUGUACCUGAUCACAGUAGAUCAAUACCAAAAAAGAGAUUAAACUACUUUCAAAGAACGCAUCUCUCCGCCUUCAUGAAAGUACCAUUUCAUUUCAUUGUUCGCAAAUUUUCAUUCACAAAAUUAUCGCGUUUGAAAAUGACCAAUAUUGUUCCGAGAAUACUUGGUUUUGUCCUAUUUGUACUAGGAGCUGCUAUUUUUUUGACGGAAGUCAUGCAUUCUUAUCAUCGAUUUGUGAAACAAUCCGAGGAAUAUUCAAUAUCUAACUCGAAUACCGACGAUGCUCCAACGAAGAAAAAACAGAUGAAGGCAUUUUUCAGUUUAUACCACAAUAUGGAUGAACUAAAAGCGCAAAACAGUGACGUAGUUCAACCACGUGUUUUAAAAGGAACCGCUCGAGAGUUUUGCAACAACACAGAUCACUGUAUUCGCCCAUUUUUAAACCAUGAGACCAGAUAUCGAGUCGCGCCGGAUUACAAAAUGGCCCACUGUGUAGUUCACAAGAGUAUGUCUACGGUUAUAACCGGGAUCUGGUGUUAUUUGUUCAAUAGAAACCGUUUUGUGAGAGUCGAUAAGCAAAUGAACAUGUCCGAAUGGGAUAAAGAAUCGCUCUGCCGAGGCGACAACACAUUUCGUCAUUUGAAGAGUCUUCAGAAAAAAUAUAAUGCGAGUGAAAUGACUGGAUGGAGUUUGUCAAUGAUAACACGAGAUCCCAUUGACAGAUUCAUAUCGGGUUAUGUGGAUAGAUGCAUAAGAGUGGCUGAGGGACCGAGUCCGUGCAACGGAUGCGAUAAGAAUAUGACAUGCUUCAUUUUGAGCGAGUAUGAAAGAUUCAAAAAGCAAGCCCACAAAGGGGUUCUCACAAACACUUUUGAGGAUCGACACUUUUAUCCGCAGAAUUGGAGAUGUGAUAUCAAGACAAUGCGAAAUAAAUAUGAAUUUAUCAGAUAUUCAAGUGAUGCAUCGAAAGAACUCAUGGAAGACUUAUUCAAAAUUGCUAGACGUCAAGGGAUUCCAGAAAAGGAGUUGGAAUAUAUUGAAAAUGAACUAACCAAAAACCGAAAAACUUCACAUACGACCGCUUAUUCGCCGGCCAGAGAGUUUUUCCAAAGGAGACUCCGAGAGAGCCCACUGUUAAUGGAAUACGUGGUGCGAAUGUUCUACCACGACUUUGUCAUUCUCAAUUACCCAUUGCCGGAGGGCUUCUAAUAGCCAAAAAAUACUAUAUUGGAUUACCAUAUCCCAAUGUGCCAUAUUUAUUGUAAAAGUCUGAUAAUGUGCCAUUCAGUUACCAAGUAUGCACCAAAUUCGUUUUUUUUCUCAAUUUUGUCAUCGAUAAACCCUUUUUUGGCUAAAACGUCACACAGGUAUUACCACAAAUCCCACACAAUCCUUUCAUAAUUUGGUACUUUGGAAGUUUCAUUUAUUUUCAAUUAUGUUCGCCCCACACACGAAUAUCAUGUCGAUUGCAAGAGUUCUUAUCAUAAUAGCUU